CCUACAACAAAUCCAACUAAGCAAACAAGUAGAAACACAAUUCAAACAUAUCGUACGCAUUGAGUUUUAUAGCGCAGGCAGAAAAUGAAAUAUUGCAGCAGGUCGACAUUGGCGGCGGCGACCGCAGUUCUGGCUAUUGUGGCACUCUCCGCCGUUGCCGAGUGCAGAAAGGGUCCCGACAUAAGCAUCCUGAGAGGAGCCAACUGCACGGGGAAAUCCAAAAACAAUGGUUACGACAAAAGCGUGGCACGUCUGCUGGAACUCUUAGUGCAGGACACCAGGAAUGUACACAAGAAGGAAAACAGCAAUUACAGGUACACAGUCGAUUUCCCGGAUUCCGAGGUCGGAUCGGCGACCGGCGGCGCUACCUGCGACGUGGCCCUGGGGAAGACGGAAUGCUGGGGCUGCCUUGUCGCUGCGAGGAAGAGGUUGGUAGAGGGAUGUGCGGAUCCCAUAAAGGCUAGCGUGAGGCUCCAUGAUUGUUCACUUUGGUUCGACAAGAUCUGCUCCUGAAUGAAUGAUACGCUCAGUUCGAAAUAUGUUUUGCAG
This is a messenger RNA of Linum trigynum, 549 nucleotides long. Lineage: Eukaryota; Viridiplantae; Streptophyta; Magnoliopsida; Malpighiales; Linaceae. The record is from the annotation of a GenBank genome assembly.